This is a messenger RNA of Panicum virgatum (switchgrass), 1567 nucleotides long. RefSeq names its product acyl transferase 15-like. The record is from RefSeq and is a predicted model, not a curated record. NCBI's taxonomy places the organism in Eukaryota, Viridiplantae, Streptophyta, Magnoliopsida, Poales, Poaceae. Bases 54 to 1370 code for a protein of 438 amino acids. The transcript has a single exon.
UCGAGCAUCACGACACCUACACGCACAGUCUCACAGACAAUAACUUUGUAAUAAUGAGUGUUGCGGUGAGGAAGUCCUCGUCGGCAAUUAUCAGGCCACCGGAGUCAAUGACGACGACGACGAGUGGUGCUGAUGCCAUAAAGCUCACAACUAUGGACAGGGGUUUUGUCAUGAUUCCUCCAUUCACAGUGUUGCUCGUGUUUGAGCAUCUGAGCCAUGAGGCCGUUGAGGGCGUAAGGAGGGCGCUGUCCCAGGCACUUGUCCACUACUACCCGUUUGCUGGUCGCAUUUCUUCAUCAGGAGCCGGAGACGAUGGAUUCAGCAUCCGGUGCACCGGCGAGGGUGUGGAAUUCGUCACCGGAUCAGUCGACUGCGGCUUGACGGAAGCGAAGAUCUUUGGCGAACUGUCCAGCGCGAAGACCCUCCUCGACGAGCUCGCCGUCUUCUACCCGGUUGGGAGCUACGGCUCCGACGACCCUCUGCUGUCCGUGCAGGUGACCGAGUUCUCUUGCGGUGGGGUCGUCCUCGGGGCGACAUGGAACCACGCCGUCGCCGACGGCCCUGGGAUCGCCCAGUUCCUGGCCGCUGUCGGCGAGCUCGCCCGUGGGCUGCCGUCACCGUUGAUCCUUCCAGCCAGGUACGACGACGCGGUCUCCCGCCUCCCUCCGCUGUCGAAUCCGAUAGUGCAUGACGUGUUGGCGUGCCCCGAGUCACCGGACAUGGAGCUUGUCGUCUCCCUCGAGGUCAUGGUCCCCUCAGCCCUGAUCGACCGCGUCAAGGCAGAGUACCGAAGCUGCUCCGACGACAACGGCCGGCCGUGCACGACGUUCGAGGCCGUCCUCGCCAUCCUGUGGCGGUCCCGCGUCCGCGCCACCAUGCCCGCCAGCUCGGAGACGACCCCGGUUCUUCUCACCUUCGCCACCGACAUGCGCGGGUGCGUGGGCGCCAGAGCCGGCUACUACGGCAACUGCAUCGCCAACCAGCCGAUCGCGGCAACAAGCGGCGCGGUGGCAAGCGCGAGCCUCGUGGACCUCGUCGGGAUGGUCAAGCGCGCCAAGGCCCGGCUGCCGGACAAGCUCAAGGAGGAGCAUGGGAGCGGCAGCGCCCAGCAAAGGUUAUUUGCUGGGGGGCGGCGGUACAACAUGCUGCACGUGUCGUCAUGGAGGAACAUCGGCUUCGAAGGGGUCGACUUGGGGGGCGAGCCGCCGGCGAGGGUGAUGUACCAUUCGCGGUGGGGCGGGCCGCCGCCGUUUCCGAUCAGCAUGGUGUACCCGCCGUGCAGGGGGAAGGACGGGGUCAACGUGCUGUUGGUCGCGGUGAAGGAGGAGCAUGCAGAGGCGUUCCUUGGCGAACUGGAAAGGCACACAUGAGGAGGUGUUCCAACCCGGCCGGGUAAUGGCGGCAGGUCCGACGAGCACUUCGAUUGCCUACAGGUGUUCGGCCUCCGCCCCGACCUCUUCGCCGGCCGCCUCCACUUGGCACAAUCGAGAAAGUUUGUUUUUUACCAAAUUAUAUUUGGAUUUGGUAUUAAUAAUAAUAAUAAUAUAGCUCUAAAAUAUUUGUGGCA